This is a messenger RNA of Fonsecaea pedrosoi CBS 271.37, 750 nucleotides long. RefSeq lists its product as uncharacterized. The coding region runs from base 1 to 750 and encodes 249 amino acids. Gene Ontology annotation, biological process: double-strand break repair via break-induced replication; DNA replication. NCBI's taxonomy places the organism in Eukaryota, Fungi, Ascomycota, Eurotiomycetes, Chaetothyriales, Herpotrichiellaceae. The record is from RefSeq and is a predicted model, not a curated record. The transcript is spliced from 2 exons. Gene Ontology annotation, cellular component: GINS complex; nucleus.
AUGUCUGCCUUUCCUCACCCGCCUGGCCUGCUCCCCGCGGAAGUCGCAUUCCUCUGCGAAAUGGAGCAGGUGACGAUAUUACCGCGACAGCGCCUCGAACGUCUCGACUUACUGGGCGGUCCAACCCGAGCGCUCAUCCCCCCGCAGCGCACGACCCUCCCCAUCUGGCUCGCAGUCCUGUUAAAGCGCCAAAGACGCGCCAACAUCAUGCCUCCGCCGUGGAUCCUCGCAGAGAAUCUGCAAGAUAUCCUCGACACCGAAACACACAAAGACUUUCAAGAGACCUUCUCUCCCCCGCCCCCGAUUCCAUCUUUGCGCCAGACAGACUACAACGGAAAGGCGUUUUAUGCGUCUACACCUUUUGUGGAGGCGUGUACUGUGAACGCAAAUCCCACAACGCUCCCGUAUCAUUGGUUCGAACUAUCAGAGAUACUACUGGAGGCGGCGAGCGAUGAUAUUCCCGAGCCUGACAAAGUGAGGCAAUUGCUGAGAGACAUACGAGAAGUGCGGCUAGCCAAGAUGCGGAAACGUGUAAAGCAAUUGUCCGGUGACGGCGAAGGCACACGACUCGACGGCAUAGGCGCUAUGGAGAUUUCUGAAUCCAGAGGAUUCAUCACAGGUGUGAUCGACGGCCUGAGGAAGAUUGAUGCAAGUAGGGAGCAGGAGAGGAGAGAAAGAGAGGAAGAAGAGAGGGAGGAUAGGAGAUAUAAUGAUGAUGGUGACGACGACGAAGACGACGAAAUGACAUGA